ACCUCCCACUGUUGGCGUCUCAGAAAAGAAGCCCUGGCUCAUCUUGAGAUGAGAGGAGCUACAAGAUUUGACUGGCUCCUUCUGAUCAUGAGUCUUAACGGGAGCCUUUGCGGAUGAUGAGUGGGAGGAGGAGGAGGUGGUGGCGCUGCCACACGGAGGACAAAAGGACCAAGCAGGGAAAAUGAUGAAAAGGAAACCGGAGCUCUCGUUGAGGAGAAAAGUGAAGAUGAGAUGGGCAGUGGAUGGGAUUUUGGAAAGGGUGCAGAUGGCAGCUGUGGUCCUGAUGUGAGGAUAAAAAAAGGCAAAAGGAAGAAUCUCAUCUGGGACAUGUAAGAUGUCAGGGGUAGAGUAGAGCAUACCUGAGUGAAGGAGAGGCUUACGCGUUAAUGGAGGAGAGCGAGGCAGAGAGAGGAACUUUUUAAAGGGGUGUCAGUGAAGCUAUGUUAAAACAGGAGAACAUCUUCAAGGGAGAAAGAUGGCAGGGGUGAAAGAAACAUUCAGUAAGAUGACAAGGAGAAGGAGAAGGAAUAGGACUGGGAUUGACUUCUAAACUGAGACCACUGGUUUGGUCUGUAAGCUGCUGUUCAGAAGAAAAAGUAAAAAGUGACAUUUAAAAUGUCUUCAGUGUGUCUAAUUGUUCCCUGAUCAAUAAAGCGAUGGUCUGUGAGAAGGACCGAGCAGUCAAGGAAAGGUUACAGUCUAUAAAGAUGCCUCUUUUUUAUUUAAGAGGACAACUGGGGGUAAAAUUUACCAACAUCUAAAUCGUGGGGCUCAUUGAAGAGGUCAAAGGUAAUAAACCUCAUCAUCGACAAGCUAGAGGAACGCUAGGGAUGCACCGAUGGAUCGGCAUUUGAUCCCAAUCGGCCGAUAGCGCCCCUAUCGGUUUUGAUCGGAGUUUUCAAAAUAGAUCAAAGCAGACCGAUCAGGUAGGGUUGUCACGGUAACUGGUGUAGCGGUAAACCCCGGUAAAAAAGUUGACAAUAAUAAUAACCGUCUUGUUUUAAAAAAAACUAUAUUAUCUCGGUGGAUUACCGUGGCUGCGGUGUAGGCGCUGUGACCCUUACCAGCCACCGUAUCAUCUGCUGAAGUUGCCGGCGGCACAUGCGCACUUUGUUGUUUACAACCAAAACUUUCUUGAUGCUAAAGCUGAAAUAAUGGCCAAAGGAGGAGACGGCAGCGCUCAGGACAUUUAUUAUCCCUCAAAGAAGACAAAGUCAGAAGUACUGGCAUUUUUUGGAUAUUUGAAGAUUGCCGAGGGACAGUUUAUAGAAGACGGCUAUCCUGUUUGCAGCACGUGCAGAAAAAGUGUCUGUGAACGACAGCAACGCUUCAAAUCUCAUGACACAUCUGCGUGACCAUCACCCACAACUCUACAGUCAACACAAGGCAAGCUAACGUUAGCGUUUUAGCUAAAAUGCGUGAUCCGAGGAUUUGGGUUGAGGGAGAAUGCAACGAGUCGCUAUAUAAAGCAGCCGCAGCGCCGCUACCUGCAUAUAAACCGUGUCGCGGACACCGCCAUGUUGAAAUGACGCUAUGCAUUACGGGACUCCCAGGGGCAGAUAAGAGUUGGUCUCUCUCCGAGAAUAAUUAUGAAUUUAACAACGAUUACUGCCUGAUGACAUUUUCCCACAUCUGCAAAGCUCACUGGAAGGACACAAACCGAGGACGAUAUUUUCCUGAUAUAGGGUUUAUUACUCAAGUAAGGGUAAAAAAGUAUCUGAUUAGAAGCUACUUGAGUACUGAGCAUCAUCUGAUCUAAUAUUUUUAAAAUGAUGACAUCAAACAGACAUAAAAUAAGAAGUUACACACUUUUUGGCGCUGACCAGUGACAUCACUCAUUGCUGACGCAGUCGUGAAUUACUGACGUCUGCGCCAAGUCCUGUUGGGGCUGAAUUUGUUGGGAGACACACUAGCUGAGAGGACCAAGCCAUCUUGUCUCCUGGUCAAUUCCCCCGCCCCAGAUUACCCUGAAGUUGUGCCUAAUCAAAGCAAAUCCCCCUCCCCCCAGCGUCCAGAAACUAUUUUAGCUACUGUGAAGUGCUCUAUUAGAGUAAAAUGUAAAAAAUAAAAUAGUUGGUUUCUUGAGUCUAGUUUUCAAAUUUUUUUAUUUAAGUGUUUCCAGGUUUAACAUGUUUAUUUUAAAGGCUCAUAAAUCCUUGAAGAAUGGAUCUGAAAUGAAAGCAGAAUGAAAUGUAGCUGUGAACCUGAACCCUGAAUGCUAAUCAGGUGCCUACUGAAUGUGUAAAUAGGAACAUUUCUGGAUGAAUUAAUUGUGAUAACACUAUAAUAAUCUCCCUGUUUGACAUGAUGAGACAAGUUGAAAACCAAAGUAGCCUGAAGUCAAUUAAUGCAGAUUUAAAUGGGAUUUGUUUUAGUGUUGACAGUAAUUAAGGAUUCAUUCUGCGCGAAUUAAUGUUUUUUAAAUGAGGCUGGAAGUUUUGAGGCAACUCCAUUAGACAAGUGUAAUUUAUAUCCUUUAAAGGUCUCAGAAAGUCAUCCAGUCAUCUGUUGAAAAGGCAAACCAACGUGGCGUAAAGCAGACACGAAGGCACCACGACUGAACACGUUACAGAGUUUGUUCUAGCUCCAGAUUGUACAGACUAGUUUCUAUGCCAACGCAUUUCUCAGGUAUAAUUAUGUUGAUGCUGCACAUUGUUAGAAGUGACAGUACACCUUUGUGUUUGGUGUCCUACAUCCUUUUCAGCUGCUGCGCUCUUCUGGUUCUAUCUGCGGCUCGUUGGAGGGGCCGACGGCGCUCAAGUCUGUUCAAAACUGGCUGCUCAUUUAUCUGGAGCGAGUCUGUAAACUCAGAACCAAGCUAAUGCUUCUUCCAGGUGGUUUCUUGGACAACGAAAGAAAAGAUGCUUUAUGAAAUGAUUCCAAAUGGCAACAAAAGCUGUUGGGUGGGAACGGUGAAACCCUCACUGAAUCCGUUUCUGCAUCAGAUGGACAACCAUUGGUUAAAGAUAUGGUUAAACAUAGGGCUGGGCGAUGUGGCCUAAAACUAAUAUCACGAUAUAUUGAGAAUUUUACCUCGAUAACGAUAAAUGGAUGAUAACUACAGGUAUGCGCAGAAACAAAGUUGUCCACUAGAGGGGGCUGUCGCGUGCAUUACGUUGAGUCACAUUUUUACGUGACUCAAGGUGGCGCAGCUUCUUAAAGGGACAUGAAUGUCUCCAAACUACACACCUAUUCAUUUUCUCAUUAUCACAUUUAUUUACAUGGGAAAAAUCACGAUAAGAGUCAGAAAUUUCGAUAAUGAUACAUUUUCGAUUUAUUGCCCAGCCCUGUCGAUCUCCCGAUCCCUCCUACCCUCACUCGUGAACAAGACCCCGAAAUACUUAAACUCCUCCACUUGAGGUAGGACCUCUCUCCCGGCCCGGAGUUGGCAAGCCACUAGGGAUGUGUAUUUUUGAAAUUCUGGCGAUACGAUACGUAUCACGAUACAGGGGAGACGAUACAAUAUAUCACGAUAUAUUGCGAUACAUUCAGUCAGACGUUACAAGCAAUUUUUUUUUACUGAAUUUUUUGUAAGAAUGUUCAAUAAACAGUCCAAACUGAUACGUAACAUGUUUAACAUGAGGUAUCUGAACCAUGAUGGAGGGAUUUACAUUUCAAUGGUGGAAACAAAACCCGCUGCACACUGCUGCCAACUAGCGGGUGGCGAUUGAAUUGCGCAAAACGAAAAGAAAAUACACAAAUGUUUGCAUGUAAAUUCUUUCAGGAAUUAGAUACACGGCUUUUGAAUAUCGAUGUAAUAAUCGCAGGAAAAAAUAUCACGAUAUAUUGCCAUAUCGAUAUUUCCGAUACACUGCUUUUGAAUAUCGAUAUAAUAUUGCUGGGGAAAAUAUCACGAUAUAUUGCCAUAUCGAUAUUUUCUUACAUCCCUACAAGCCACCCUUUUCCGGUCGAGAACCACGGUCUCAGAUUUAGAGGUGCUGUUGGGUGUGUUCAAUCCAUCUGGACUCCAUCGGUAAAAUGUAGAGCAGCUGUUGUUAAGAGGACUGAAUGGGAAACAAUUGGGUUUGAAAGGUGAGGUGUGGAGUGGAACGUAACCAAAUUAGAGGUUAGUUUUAAGGUGUUGGGAGAAAAGAUGGGGCUGCCACGAACAAAGAGAUGGAUUUAAAUGUGCUGGUUUAGACUAGAUGGAAGAUUCUUGUUUCAGUCGGGAGGCGAGUGGACGGAGUGAAGGAUGGCUGAAAUGAACCAAGGAAACAAAAGACUCCAGCGCGGCUGAGCAGGAGAUCAGGGAGGUCAGAAAGUAGCAGAAGCAGAGAUGAGGAGCAAAUUCUGUGAACAAAAGAUGGAAUCAGAGGUCAGUGAAGGUGAAGGCAAGAAAAUUAGAAGGCUAAAUUAAAAGUGUGGAGAGACGGAGAGGAGGGGAAGUGAUGCAUGAAGGGAACGCUUUGCAGGAGGCUCGGCCUUCUUUCAUUUUAGCACUUUAGCAGUUUGGACACUGAUUCUCCUAGCUUCGUCUUCCCCUGUUGUCUCAUCUGUCCUUUUAGUUUCAGCUGGGUGGUUUUUUAGAGGUGCUGUGAUUUACCACAACAACAAUGUUGUUUCUCUGCUGAUUGGAAGAGCUGAGGUUAAAAACAAACCUACUGAUCAGUGGUUUUGUUCUCUCUUACAUGCCUCUCUGCAGAUUUUAUCACUGCUUUUUCUUUAACCAACCAUUUUAUUUUCCUCCACAUCUUCUACCCCUAAGCCUGCAGGCCAGUCCCCGGCUCGUUCUCGUUGUCCAUUAUUGUCAGAGCUAAUGAGGACUUUUAUAAUGAAACGCAGACGGGCCGCUGACAGCGUGUGAUUAAGAAUUAUGGGAGAAACAACAUUUUCUUCCACCGAUCUAAUACCUGCAGGCUGUGAAUACGUACAAUUAUUGCAUUAAUAUGCUUUCUUAGUCUGCACAGGUUUGAUUGUAAGGUGGUAUUAAUGUGUGCAUUCUCUGACCGUUAGCAUCCGUCUCCUAACUCUCUGUAUUUAUCUUUUCAAGCCUUUUCAGAUGGAAUUGCAUCAAGAAAAAAUGGUAAAUGGCCUGUAUUUUGAUAUAGCGCCUUCGAGAGUCCUGGAACCCCCCAAGGCGCUUUACAACACAUUCAGUCAUUCACCCAUUCACACACACAUUCACACAGUGGUGGGGAUGAGCUACGAUGUAGCCACAGCUGCCCUGGGGCACACUGACAGGCGAGGCUGCCGAGCACUGGCACCACCGGUCCCUCCGACCACCACCAGCAGGCAAGGUGGGUUAAGUGUCUUGCCCAAGGACACAACAACAGCGACAGACUGAGCGGGACUCGAACCUGCAACCUUCAGAUUACGGGGCAAGCACUUAACUCCUGUGCCACCGUCACCAGAUGCACAGCUCUGCUGAUCAAGAUAUUAGCAAUACAAGAUCUUAAAAGGAGCCAUUUUCACUUCCUGCUAAGAGCCUUUCUGCUAUUUUCUGUUUUCAUAAUCAGUUUUUUAAAUAUUCAAAUGACUAAUUAUGCAUAAAACAUCAAGAUGUAGAGAAAAGAUAAUGAAGUCUCAGUGUCAGAAUACUAAAUCUGAAAGAUAACCUAACUUUUUCCUCUACCAUGCAGAUGAACCUCUUCACCUAAGGGUUAGAGAAAACAGCGGAGAGGAGGGUUGGAUGGAGGGCCUGGUUAAACAAGAUGCAACAAAUGAACCAUACCCUUAUCCAGCAACCUUAUCUUAAGCCACCUUCCCAUUUGUACCUGACAAAGCUCAGCUAUGUUUGGCUUAUUCUCUUCGUUUCUUUUUUCCCUACAAGGAAUUUUCUGUCGGCUCUAGUUGAAGCAUUACUCCGAUUCCUUUAUCCCUGAUCCAGAGAGGAGCUUCUUUGAACUGAAAGCUGUUGUCUUCCUUUACACCGAGACGUGGACCAGCAGACAGGAAUGCUCGUACCGUCAGGUCCCUCGUGGCUAAUAAUAAAUGAAGCUACAGCGUCUGUUCACAGAGCUCUGGGUUCUGGAGCCUGCUCGCCUGUUUCCUGUUCUUUUAUUGUAAUCACUUAAUUUAAAUUGGUAGUGUUAAUUCUAGUAGAUUACUUCUGAUUAUAACGGUGGCCCAACUGGCUCCGCAGGGACGGGCUUAUUACUGGGUGGGUCUGGUGUGGGCUGGGAAGUGAACCAGCAACCUUUUUAGUGAAAGGAGAGACCUCCAGUAGCUGUGAGAGUCAGUAGUUACUCAGCUCACUGCGAGGAAACACACCGUACUCUGGUGAUGACUGCUAAUACCUAAAGGAGUUUGUCUGCUAGCAGGCACACACACUCACACACACACACACACACACACACACGCACACACACGUGUGUGUGUGUUCAGAUGAGAUUCUGUGUGUUUGCGCAUUACGCUGCAUUUUUUAAUUACUCAGAUCAGGGCCAGGGUUUUGCCUCCAGCAGGGAAAGCAGAAGGUGGGAGGUCUGUGGCGUGUUGUUGUUGGCCCACACACACACACACACACACACACACACACACACACUCUGUCUUGCUUUAAUAGGGCCACUUAUGAGUUUCAAAUGAAACUGCCCUCUAACCUGAUGUCAGGGGACACACACACUUCAGACUGCUGCUCCCCCCGUCGCUGCUGAUGGUCUCACAUUUAGAGCUUUGUCUAACACUCACUGCCCGGUAUCUAAACCUACAGGGAUCGGACGUUUUCCCCCCAUGAGCCCCCGUGCCCAGAACUCAAACACACACAGUACUGGGCACGAGGCUAGGCAGGUGUAGAAGACGAGUGCAGCGAGGUAGGGGUGCUUUGUCUGCUCUUCCAGGGCUUUUCAGCUCACAAGCUGGUCGGAGAAGAAUGUAAUUAGUAUUCAGUGUGAGGAGUUCAAAAAGUGCUGGUCAAGCUCUUUAGAGAAGAACACAGAAACGAGGAAAGUCAAAUCGCCUUUCUCCCAUUUUGUGGUCUCCAGCAGAACCAGCAACAGCGCAGAAUUUUAAAACGUCUAGUAGGAAGAAGUAAGCGGCAAAAGAAACGCAGACUCUCUGGACUAAAUCCUUCCACUCCGCGCUGACAUGGCUCCACGGAAGAGAACCACCAGGCAGCAGAAGAACAACCCGAAGGUCGCGAAGAUCGAAGCUUUUCUGCAUGACUACGACAGCGAAGUGAAAACCAGGGUGGACCAGCUGCAGGGGCAGUUGGAAGGCCUGCUGAAGGACGUGGACAACCGCUACGACAUGGCUCUGAUCAAACUAUCCAAAGCUGAGCGACAGGCCGUCUGGUUGGAGCACUGCAGUGCUGAAAAACCCAAAACCCCAGAAGUCAGCGACACAAAGAGAGAAGAGGAGGAUGCGAUCUGCGAGAGCGUCGUUGCCGACGACCACUCCGUCCUGAAAUCCAUCCAGAAGACGGUGAAGAAGAAAGGUGGAGCCUCCUCAGAAGAUGAAAACCUGCUGACCUCAAAGAAGGGGAGAACAAGCAAGAAGCCCCCGUCCUCAUCAAAACGAUCCAAGGCGGUCAGCAAACAGAGCGCCGUCGUCAGACACUCCAACAGGAAGCCGAUGGUCACUCCUGCCAGAUCCGUGCUGGACUCCUCCCUAAUGAUGGGACAGACUCCUCUCAUCACCCCACGCUUCGACCCCAGACUUCCUAAAACUCCCGCGGUGAGAGUUCCUCGUCACAAAGAGAAAGUCUACAGCAUCUCCGUCAACGGGUCUCCCAUCGCAGCGGGAAGUCAGGACAUCGUCAUCAGCGUUCCUGUGGGGAACGGAGAGAACCUGCAGCUGCUGGCCAGUCAGAUGGACUCGGUGGACCUGUCCCUGCUGGACGAGACGGCUCUGAGAAGCAUUCGACAUCUGCAGAAUCGCCUGACGGCUCUGUGUGGGACGGCCGAGUGACUCCAUCUGACCUUCCGUGUUCUAGUGUCCGGGUUCUGGAGCGUCCCGAAGUUCUCCUCUUGUCCCUGAAACCUAAGAACAUUCAGAACUUUAGUCCUGUAAAUAUUCACUAGUCCCUGUUUUAUGUUCAGUCUGAUCCUGUUUUUGGUUUUAGUGGCGCUGAUGUUGGUUUGUACUGAUUUUUACUGGUUUAUACUGGUUCAGACUGGUUUAUACUGGUCUGGUCUGGUUUAUACUAGUUUAUACUGGCCUAAACUGGUCUGGACUGGUUUAUACUGGUUCAGACUGGUUUAUACUG
This is a messenger RNA of Nothobranchius furzeri (turquoise killifish), 8140 nucleotides long. NCBI's taxonomy places the organism in Eukaryota, Metazoa, Chordata, Actinopteri, Cyprinodontiformes, Nothobranchiidae. The record is from RefSeq and is a predicted model, not a curated record.